AUGUGGUCGACGGCCGCUUUUGUCGGCAACGCGACCUUGAGCUACCUCAAUGGCACACGGGGCGCGGGGGACACGUGGUACGCCAACUCGCUCGCGAAUUUUCUCGUGUUUCUCUGCGUCGAGAUGCACGACGCGUCCGACUUGGACCGGUGCGUACCGUCGACAAGCGCCUACGCUGCAAAAAACGCCUCGUCCGGCAUCUGCCUUGCCCUGCACGACGAGGGCAACUGCUUUGCUCAAAACCUCUGCGAGCGGCGCGAGAGCUGCAAGUGGCCGCUGCUCACGGACGAAAUCUCGGUGCGAGUGCCGCUGUUUACCGACGCCGACGCGGUUGUCGCGACCCAAUGGGUCCGAAAGAGCUACCCGAAGACGCUGUAUCUCUACACGGUGCCAGGUCUCUUGGUGGCCGCCGUUCUGGUCCUUUCGACGUGGACUUUUUGCGUCAUGCGCUUUGGGUGCAACCGCUGCUGGGGGGCGACGCCGAGCCGUCACGGCUACACGUGGCUCGAGCGCUGGGGGCCCAUCGUCGUCUUUCUCUGGACCACGUGCUUUCUCAUCGCCUGCGCGGCGAUCGCGCUGGCCCAAGGCGUGGCAUUCCAAGACGCCGCGCAAUCGAUUGCAGGUAGCACGAACGCCACCAUGACGCAGCUCGCCACCGUGCGCACCGACGCAUUCGUGCCAUUUGAGGCGCUCCAAACAGCACUGCCAAACGUGUCGAGGAGCGACGUGGCGAUGGCCCUCGCCCCGGCUGCGCGCCCCGGGAACUGGACCAACGUCGUCGCUAGCAUGGAAUCAUUUACCGAUGCGUACCGCGAUGCUGGCGAGUACCCCCUUUACGCGUGCUCGCGGUCCCCCGACGCACAUUUGGUGCCGACAACGACCUCGUGCACGGCGUGCCCCGAGGUGGUGUGCGGUGACAUCAACGGAAGUCUCCAGCGUAUCCUGGACGAUACGGCGCCGAUCGCAUUGACGCCGCCCCUCACCACACUUCUCGAGCCGUCGGUCAAUGCGUCGUCAACGUUGGAUCUCGGCCGCUUGCGGGCGCCGUUGGACUCGAUCCGCAGUCUUGCAGCAGCGUACUAUACCUCGACGUACCCACGCCUUCUUCACGGCUUUGACGUGCUCGAGUCCCUUAGCGUUCGCGCGCUGCAGGCCACGCUCGGACUCGGGCUCGUCUCGAGCGCGCUCGGUCUGGUUGGUAUUUUUGCCGGCCUUGUGUCGGGCUCGUCACGCCUCGUGCAUCUUUUGCACGGCAGUUGGAUGACCGGUGUCGUCUUCUCGUUCCUUGGCCUUGUGCUCGGCACCUAUUGCCUCGUGCUCGCCGUCGUCGGCCUCGACCUCUGCACGUACUUUUCGCUCAUGAAAUCCGAGCCCAAUCGGUACCUCCCGUCGGCCGGCGCGACGAUCGUGGCGCAGUGCCUCGGGGAGCGCACUUACGAGACAGCGUUCCCAGAGCUGCGUCCGCUAGCCCAGUGGACGUGCGAGGGCCACGCGAUCCUCGAGUCCUUUGCGCUUAUCAACUUGAGCCAACCCCUUGAAGCUGCCGAGGCGUACAGCGCCCGCCUCCAAUCGUUUCGACCGAGUACGACGUUCGGGUACACGAUGUCGGAGCUCCUGCGGCGGAUCGCGGCGCUCGCGGUGGCGACGACCAAGGCAACGUGGACGCCGACGCGGCUCCUCUCGCCGUGGCAAGUCUACGGCAGCGCGUUGGACCCGACGCCCUGCACCCAACUGCAGCCGCCCGAUGUGAGUCCGCUUUGCUUUAUGGCGCUCCAAUGCCACGGCACCAACACGACGUGCUACACGAGCUUUGAGCGGGCGUACAGUCUCAAGCGGCUCGAUGUGGACGCCACCGCGCUGCUCGCCAGCAUGACGUCAACCUACGUCAGUGGCCCCAAAGCGCUGUAUGCGGCAUAUGCCACAACCACGGCGAGCAGUCGCACGGCUUAUGUGCACGCGAUUGCGACCAACUCGUCGCUGGGGGCGUCUUUGGCCGCGGGGCAAGCGCUCGCCUGUGCACCGAGUCUGCGCUGCGCCACGUUUCAAGCCCAAGCCGCGACGCUCGAGGCCGGGCUGUGCCACAGUACACUCGAGUUUCUCGCACUCUGCAGCGCACUCUUGUUUGCGGCGACUGUGUGCCAUUUGGCGCAGGUCCUUGCCGCGAUUUUGCUUCAGAAACGCUUGCGCGGCCAAGAUCUCCACGAGAUGGCGCGGCGAAAGCAGCAGGCUGCCGUGGCGACAUGCACGGAUACUUGUAGUACCAUCCGCAAGCAGUAAUCUCACACGUACACACAUUACGG
Saprolegnia diclina VS20 is the source of this 2300-nucleotide messenger RNA. RefSeq lists its product as hypothetical. The transcript is spliced from 2 exons. NCBI's taxonomy places the organism in Eukaryota, Oomycota, Saprolegniomycetes, Saprolegniales, Saprolegniaceae. The record is from RefSeq and is a predicted model, not a curated record. Bases 1 to 2277 code for a protein of 758 amino acids.